CUCAUCUAAUUGUGCUUCAAAAAAUGCCAUUAUUGUCUUUGCUUCUCCAUUUCCUUUGAUUCCAUAAAUUUCAAUUCAAACAGUUUAAAGUUCAAACUCACAGCUCCCCCCCACCUCUCUCCCCUUCCUCAGCCACCGCACACGGUGGCUGUUUCUCCAAUGGCACCAAACCCAAACCCAGAUCCGAAUCCAAACCCAAACCCAAACCCAAAAGAUCCAAUCACAGACUACACCAAAACCCAGCGCAUAGUCCUCCUCAUUGACCUAAACCCAAUUCUCCACCUCUCUGACCAAACCCAGUUCCUCAAUUCUCUCCUUUCCUCCUCAAACACCUUCCUCUCUUUCCCUCCUCUCUCUUCCUCUCUCUUCUCCUUCAAAUUCUUCUUCUCUUCCCUCUCCCCCCUCCUCUCCUCCUCCAAACUACACCGUUUUGUCCCCACCUCUUCCCUCUCCUUCAAUGACGCCUCCACCACCCUCCUUUCCCUCUCUAAAGCACUCAAUUCGUUGCCGACACUUUAUGCACACCAACUGUUUGAUUCUUUGCCCGUGUCGUCCCGGGGUUCGUUUCUUGCUGCUUCUAUGCGCCAGCUGGUCCACGACUACGCGUGGGAUCCUGUCGCGGAUGAUUCUACAACGGGUACGCUUUUGAAUAAUGAUUCUCUUGUUGUUGGGUCGAAUUUGGUUGUUUUGUUUUCUCCGGUUUGUAGGUGUGUAAAGUCUUUGUCUGAGUUUUUGAAUGUGGGAGUUGAAGAUGAGUGUUUGGAAAAUGUGGAUGCUUUUUGUGAAAAAUUUUGCGGGCUUUUUGAGAAUGUGAAUGAUGCGUAUGUUAGUAGGGAUAUUCGAUUUAGUUGGGUGGAUGUUAGGUAUGAGUUGGAUGGGGUUGAAAAUAAGAUUGAGAUUGAUGAAUCUAAAUUGAAAUUUGGGUUUUUUGCAAGUGGGAUUAGGAGUUUGGGUUGGGGGUUUUGCUCCACUGAUUCGAUUGUUCUUGGUUCUGCUCUUGUUCCCUUUGGGUUGAUUUAUCCAAAGAUUGCAAUUUCAUCAAAGGUUUUUGAUUAUAGUGAUAGUUGUAAGACACUUAAUGCACAGUUGAGUCUUGAGAUAUUGGAUGUAAGUGGGAAGCCUUUGGAAUGCAAGUGCUGUGAUCUUCAACUGGUCAAUUUGAAGAUGUCACCUAGAAAUAGAUCUAAAGAUCUUAUGUUUACUCCAGAUGUGGUGGGUUGUGAACGGAAGAACUCGUUUUGGGAACUUUUUGGUGAUGGGCUAAUAAAACUCCAUAUUAAGGCUGUGCAAAGAUACGUUGAGUGUGGGAAAUUUGUUGGGCAUUUAGCUGAAAAUUUAGUUCUUGUCUGUGAAUCUUUUGGAGGCUCUAAGAAUGACCAGAAAGAAAGUUCUGGUGAUUUUUUUGCAGAUAGGGUUCUUGAAAUGCUAGCAAUGGAAUUGGGUGAGUUUGUGCAUAGAAAGUCUACACCCAUUUGGCAGAUUCUUUUGAGUUUUCUUUAUAGGGAAGGUUACUGGGCAUUAGUGUCUCUUUCAAAUGGCAGCGGUGAUUCACAUAUGGGAAUUCUCAAGCCUUUCACAGUUUCUUCGGCUGUCCUUUCUAUUAUAGAAGACGGAGUUUAUCCUCCCCACAGGGUACAUGAUUCUGGUGAAGCAAAUGUGGCGCGAUUUAUUAUGAAGAUGGACAAUGAGACUUGCAAACCCAAUAUAGACUUGAAGCACUCCGAUGGGUUUAUAGAUUCUCAACCUGGGUCUUCACCAUCUAAUAAGGCGGCAACAGUUGGAGAUGGUACAAGGAAAAAGAAUAAGAAUAAAUUAAAUAUGCUUCAAGACCUCACAUGGAGUGCCUUCUGCAAGACAGCAUUUGAGCACUCUGCGCUAGAUUUGGGAGAGGUCUACUUUUCCAGGGAAAGAUAUAACUCAAAGAAGUUGAAAUUUCUGAAAUGUUGGAUGAAGCAGAUUAAGAAAUCUAGUUGUUCCAGUCUAAUUUUACAGGAAAAGUCCAAGCGGCAUAAGGACAUUGAAACACAAAUAGAUGAUAGAUUGACUUCAUUGCACCAAGAAAGUGAACAGCCAGUCUCUUCAUCUGCCUCAGCUGGAGAAAACUCUUUGACUGAGGCUUCUAGGAUACACGACGAAGCUGCUGUUGAUUUACAGUCAGAAACUUCUGAAGCUUUUUUCAGUAGUCUUUCCAAUAAGAUCCAACAAGGACUUGAGUUUGAAGGAGUAGACUUGGGGGCUUUGGCAGAGCGGCUUGUGAAAUCAUCCAUAUAUUGGUUAUAUCAAAAGCAUGAAACCGAAUCCCCUUCAGCAAGUCAAACUACUGUGGUAAAAUCUGAUGAUGCUUGUGGUAGAAUAGUUCCUGAACUAACAAACCUUUUACUAAGGGAGCCUAAGGACUUGGUGGCAAAGCACAAAAAUAAUGAUUCGUCCUUUCAAGCAUCUGAUCCAGGAUGUACUGGAUUUGGUUCAAAAGAUAUAGUCAGAGAAUAUGAAUUGCAGAUAUUGUUUCGGAUGGAGAUAAUACGAUCAGAGGUUGGAGCAACUAUUGGGGAGUCUAUGAAACAAAAGUUUGUCAAACAAAUUUGCUUGCUUUUAGAGACCAUUCAGUGCCAUCUGGAGAGAGGCUUUUUUGGAGAUUGGAGCCUUGAUAAUUAUGUAGGAAAGAUAAUAAAAAGCAGGUAUUGUCACACCCUGGAAGAUGUUGUUCAUAGAAUAUAUACAAGAAUGGAUUUGUUGCUGUUUGCCGAUGAGGAUAAAUCCCCUAAUCGUUUACUCAACAGUGAGGAUAGCAAUCAAUCUUGGAGAGAAAAAUCAGAGAGAGAUGAGAUUGGUGAAAAUUAUAGAACUAAUGAACCGGUGUCAGCAGAAGCCGAGUCCCUUCAGCUGCCACACAAUGACAAUGGAAGCCCCCAGGGGAAUAAACAAGAGGAUCAUGCUCGUAGAUUAAUGGAGGCUCAAAAGAGGAGAGAGAGGGCUCGGAGAUUUUCAUCUUUCACAAGUUGGAUGCCUGAUUUGCAGAGAGUUUGGGCCCCUAAGCAGCCAAAGUUGAUAAAGCAAAAGUCAGAUCCUCUUCGGAAGCUUUCAAAAAGGAAGGAACGGCGAAGGGUAAACUACGACAUGGUAUGUGAGACUCCUAUGACGGCAAACAUGGUAUGUGAGACCCCUAUGACACGGAACAAACGUUCUUGCCCACGGGGAAGCAGUAUUGAUGAUAAAGACUACCAAGAUUCUGGAAGUCAAUCGGGUGGUUCUGUUUCUAAGGCAUUGUUUCAGGAUGACCAAUGAUAUGAGCCAGUAAAUUUUCUUCAAGCUGACCUGAUUUGUGACUUUCAUCUGAAACUAUGUGUAAAAACAUUAAAAAGACACUAAGAACCAGCUGCCAUACAUUUCUGGAUUUAACAAGGGAAGCCUACUUGAGAGUUCAACCAAAAGUGGUUGAGAAAUAGAGUUGAUAUACUUGUACCUUUUUCAUCUUAUUUUUAUUUAUUUGUUUGUAAAAUUAGUUGAACAUUGUAUUUUUUUUUUCCAAAUUACCUUAACCUGAAUGUAUUUUAGACCCUCGAUUAAAUAAAAUGGAAAGAGGAUGAACUGUGAUGCUCCUCCACAUUUAUGUAUUUUA
This is a messenger RNA of Quercus lobata, 3619 nucleotides long. Its product is annotated as LIM domain protein. The record is from RefSeq and is a predicted model, not a curated record. Bases 160 to 3285 code for a protein of 1041 amino acids. Gene Ontology annotation, cellular component: nucleus. The transcript is spliced from 3 exons. Gene Ontology annotation, biological process: DNA replication; mitotic DNA replication checkpoint signaling; regulation of DNA-templated DNA replication initiation. NCBI's taxonomy places the organism in Eukaryota, Viridiplantae, Streptophyta, Magnoliopsida, Fagales, Fagaceae. Gene Ontology annotation, molecular function: chromatin binding.